CACACUCUCAAACAACAUAAUAUCCAAAAUCCACAAAACAUGUCCGCCAAGCUCAUCACCAUUGUUGGUGCCACCGGCAAACAGGGCAAAGCCGUCAUUGCAGCCUUUCAAGGCAACCCGGCAUAUAAGCUGCGUGGUAUUACCCGGAACCCCAAUAGCGACGCCGCCAAGGCCCUUGCCCAGCAGAACAUUGAGGUAGUCAAGGCCGAUCUCGAUGAUCUCGACUCGAUCAAGACGGCCUUUGCCGGCUCCCACAUCAUUUUCGCAGUUACCGACUUCUACGAACCCUUCCAGAAGUUUGGCCCCGCCAGGGCAAAGGAGAUUGAGUUCACGCAUGGCACAAACAUGGCCAAGGCCGCUGCCGCCACGCCCACGCUCGAGCACUACAUCUGGAGCACACUGAUCAACGGCACCAAAGAAUAUCCAGUCCCUCACUUUGAAUCCAAAUACAAUGUCAACAAAUUCAUUGAGGCUGAUGCUGCAUUACUGGCUAAGAGUACAUUCCUUGUGGUGUGCUUCUACGCCGAUAACCUGGCUCUCUCAUCGUUCCGCCCCCAGUGGGUUGAGUCUGCUAAGAAAUACGUUCAGUUCACAACAUACCCACCCGAGACGCCUAUCCAGUUCAUUGGCGAGGUUACCAAGAACGUUACACCUUUUGUAAAGUCAAUUGUGGAAAAGUCUGAUGAGACAAAGAACGGUACCGUCGUCGUCGGCAGCAUUGGUACGACCACUUCUCAAGAGUGGCUUGACCUUUGGGCCAAGGCCAAUAACGUUGAAGCUCACCAGGUCAGAGUUUCCCGGGAAUUGUACGAUGCUAUCUGGCCUCAUCCUAGCUGGGCAGAGGAGUUUGCACUCAUGAUGGACUUUUUCGAACAUGUCCCAGUUCAGGAUUGGCUGGACCCUGGUCAAAAGGUCAUGACUGCAGAGCAUCUCGGAAUUGGCGCCGAGUUGGAGACCUUGGAGCAAUGGGCAAAGGCAUACAAGCUUCCUGAGUUAUAAAUGAAUUUUAUAGAGUUUUAUUUUCAUAGAUUUAAUUAAUAUAUUUAUAGACAUAGGCUCCUGACAUACCCUGUUUGUGAUGAUAUGAGCCAUUUGCUGCAACCAACUGAGCUCGUAACUUAGAGUCUAACUAGGUUAACAUGCCCAUGCAACGACGUUACAGUACAACCAGCCUUAAAAUAAUAAAAAAUUAUAUCAUUCCGUUUUUAAGCUUUAGAAUACGAUUAUAAGAUAAAUUUAGGAAUUAUCAUUAGUAUGAACAGUUGGCUACUUUGCUAGUCGGUGAUGCUAGCCAUGUCGUUAUAGAAUGAAGC
[Torrubiella] hemipterigena is the source of this 1313-nucleotide messenger RNA. NCBI's taxonomy places the organism in Eukaryota, Fungi, Ascomycota, Sordariomycetes, Hypocreales, Clavicipitaceae. The record is from the annotation of a GenBank genome assembly.